AUGGGUUCUGAUUACGAUUCUUUCGACGACGAUGUCGCCGAUGAGGUGUUGAUGGCUCUCGAAAAACCAGCUACAAUUGGAUCGCAUGCUCGUCAGCAGCAGCAAAAAAGGGUUAUUUCUAACGCGAUAUCCCAUAAUGCGACAGAGCUGGAAUUGGAGGAUCUUGAUUCAGAUGCCUUCGACUACUCACCUGAGAGGGAACGGGAAAGGCCUACUCAGCCUGUACGCAACCAAGUGCGAAACUUUCAACAGACCACCCUGUUAGGGCGCAUCGCGAACCAAGCCCCCGAGCCUUUGGGGACACAGCCGCGCAAUGCUAGAGUCUUUCGCGCAGACUUGCCCCCAGAAGUGCCAACACAUCAUGAACUUGAUCCCGAGGCCCUAAAAACAUGGGUCUAUCCUACCAACCUGGGCCCCAUCCGUGACUACCAAUUCAGCAUCGUAAAAAAUGGUCUUUUCAACAACACACUUGUGGCCCUGCCCACUGGUCUUGGAAAGACUUUCAUUGCAGCAACUGUUAUACUUAACUUCUUCCGUUGGACCAGAAAUGCGCAGAUGGUCUUCGUCGCUCCUACAAAGCCUCUGGCAUCUCAGCAAGUCGAAGCUUGCUUAAACAUUGCUGGCAUUCCUCGCUCGCAGAGCACUCUUCUUACGGGAGAAACCAAGCCGGUACUUCGUGAGGCUGAGUGGGAGGGCAAGCGACUCUUCUUCAUGACGCCGCAGACAUUAAUGAAUGACCUCUCAAAGGGCUAUGCUGACCCCAAAAGGAUCGUCCUGCUCGUCGUGGACGAAGCGCACCGCGCCACUGGAGACUAUGCUUAUGUCAAGGUCAUCGAGUUCAUCCGUCGGUUCUCCAAGAGCUUCCGCGUGCUUGCUCUCACAGCCACGCCAGGAUCUACCGUCGAGGGUGUUCAAGACGUGAUUGACAAUCUAGGCGUUUCACACGUUGAGAUCAGAACCGAGGAGUCGAUCGACAUACGAAAUUAUGUCCACUCCCGUGAAAUAGAUCGCAUCGUCUUGGAACCGUCGGAUGAGAUGCUUCGCAUCAGUGAGCUCUUUUCUCAAGCCUUGAAGCCUUUGCAUUCCAAGAUAAGCCAGCAGAACAUAUAUAUUGGGCGAGAUCCUAUGUCGAUUACAACAUUCGGUCUUCUCAAAGCUCGACAAGACUGGAUGAAAGGUCCCGGCAGGUUUGCCAACCAAGGACUGAAGAUGAUGCUCAUGGCCAUCUUCACUAUCUUGCAAAGUCUCGCUCACGCCAUUAAGCUGCUCAACUACCAUGGCAUCCGGCCAUUCUACGAUAACCUGGUUGCAUUCAGAGCUGAAACAGAAGACAAGGGACAGAAAGGCUCCAAAUAUAAGCGUCAACUGAUUGGCGAGCCGAGCUUCCAGGAAAUGAUGGAUCUUGCAUCCAAGUGGCUCAAAAUUGACGGGUUCGCUGGUCACCCAAAGUUGACACACCUCUGUGACAACCUCCUCAACCAUUUCAUGGAUGCUGGCGAAGGGUCAAGCACUCGCGUUAUUGUCUUUAGCGAAUAUCGAGACAGCGCGGAAGAGAUCACGCGUGUCCUCAACGUGCACAAGCCUAUGAUCAGCGCCUCACUUUUCGUUGGUCAGGCAGACUCAAAGAAAAGUGAAGGGAUGAAACAAAAACAGCAGAUCGAGACGAUUGCCAAGUUCAGAGAUGGCACUUUCAACGUCCUGGUCGCCACAUCGAUUGGUGAAGAGGGUCUCGACAUUGGCCAAGUCGACCUCAUCAUUUGUUAUGAUGCCUCCUCGUCUCCCAUCCGUAUGCUGCAGCGCAUGGGACGAACAGGAAGGAAGAGGGCUGGAAAGAUUACGCUCCUUCUCAUGAAGGGGAAAGAGGAGGAAAACUAUGCCAAGGCGCAGGAUAACUACGAAAAGAUGCAAAAGCUCAUUUGUGAGGGUAGCAGGUUCAACUUUAGACACGAUCUAUCCUCUAGAAUCGUUCCUCGAGACGUUAAGCCCGAGGUUGACAAGCGCAUGGUGGAGAUUCCUAUCGAGAACACGCAAGACACUUCGUUACCGGAACCCAAAGCCCGCAGUACGCGCGGCAAGAAGGCAAGCAAGAAAAAGUUCAACAUGCCAGAUGGCGUUGAGACAGGGUUCAACAGCGUAGCGUCCAUGCUUGGCAUUUCAACAUCCAAAGCUCAACCAACCAAGUCACCUAAAAAGGUUGAACCUAAGGAGACCGAUGAGAUCUCCCCGAUACCUCCUCUUGAGCGUGUCUUACUCAGCGCAAAAGAGUUGGCAGAGUUGAACAAAAAGUAUAGGGACUUGCCAUUCUUUCACCAAGCCACCGAAGAAAUCAGCAUGCCGAGCUUGACCGCCCAUCCAGAUCUACAGCGUGUGCUUCGGCCUACAGUCCAUAUCAAGCAUGGCUCGUAUACCAAACGGUGCGUCAGGCUGUUUAAAAAACUGUCAAAUUCACAGGGGAUCGAGACCAGGCAUACAAAACCACAUGGACACACCGACACGAGUAGAUAUUUGGACAUACCCGUGCCUCCGUUCGCAGAAGAAUCUGGCGAUGAUGUCACUGUCGUAUCAUCGGGCCGCAAACGCUCCCUUUCACCAUCAUUCGCGGCCAGCCCGCCGCUGCCAGGUCGCAAAAGAAAAGCAGACGCUGCCGCGGCGCCAAGAUCGAAACGACAGUCGGUCGUGGACGAAUAUGCCUCCGAAUCAGAGGAUGAUGCACCGCCAGCCCGCCAAAGGAGAACGAGCGCCGCUGCAGAUUCAAGAUCAAAACGACAAUCUGUGGUGGAUGAAUAUGCUUCCGAAUCAGAAGCCGAUGCCAUCACUCGGGACUCUGAGGACGAAGAAUCUUUGGGUUCACUCGCAGAUUUCAUAUCCGAUGGGGAAGUCAACGACAAUUUCCCGAAGGAUAUGGCAGGCUUUACAUCAGACGAAGAUGACGACUAUAGGAGCGGCACUCUGGCUAAAUCCUCAUCGUCGGGACCCCUGCCAGGUCGCCAAGUACACCGGUCCUCAGGCGUGGCCUCACAAUCUGGCUCGGCAGCGCCAGCGGCAAUCGAGCCGUUCUUCGUCCCGGCAUCUCUGCCGGGUACUCAACAGACAGAUGACGACGAAGAUAUGCCCGACAUUGGAGUUUUGGUGGGAAAAAAACAACUGGAGACGAGGGUGCGUAAACCUGCCAAGAAAAGCAGAGCGGUGUUUCUCAGUAGUGACAAUGAUGACGAUGACAAUGACGACGAAGACAACGUUCAGGCAGGGCCGGCAAAACGUACUGUCCGCCGGCGAGUUAUUGAAGACAGUGAAAGCGACUGA
This is a messenger RNA of Pyricularia pennisetigena, 3303 nucleotides long. RefSeq lists its product as uncharacterized. Gene Ontology annotation, molecular function: four-way junction helicase activity; four-way junction DNA binding; 3'-5' DNA helicase activity. NCBI's taxonomy places the organism in Eukaryota, Fungi, Ascomycota, Sordariomycetes, Magnaporthales, Pyriculariaceae. Bases 1 to 3303 code for a protein of 1100 amino acids. The record is from RefSeq and is a predicted model, not a curated record. Gene Ontology annotation, biological process: double-strand break repair via synthesis-dependent strand annealing; interstrand cross-link repair; replication fork reversal. The transcript has 2 exons.